Messenger RNA from Musca vetustissima, 3297 nucleotides. Its product is annotated as dyslexia-associated protein KIAA0319-like protein. The transcript is spliced from 7 exons. The record is from RefSeq and is a predicted model, not a curated record. Lineage: Eukaryota; Metazoa; Arthropoda; Insecta; Diptera; Muscidae. The coding region runs from base 1 to 3297 and encodes 1098 amino acids. Gene Ontology annotation, cellular component: plasma membrane; cytoplasmic vesicle.
AUGAAUAAUUGGCAAAUGAAGUGUUUUAUUUUGAUGACAACAUAUGUGUUGGCGACAUGGGCUAUGGACUCCGUAGUAACAACGGACAUACCACCAUCAUCGGGAGCGGGUGCUGCUGGCCAUGAUGCUACUCAGGGAGAUACUCCGGUUAAUACACGAAAUGUUGGUGAAGGUGAUUUGACAGUCCUGUGUCCCAAUAUGGUACGUUAUGUCUUUGAGAGUGCCAUGCCACACGAUGAAUCGAAGUCGGGCAUUUUUGAGAAAUAUCCUUCAUCCACUGAUGAUAUAAAUGCUGGGGGCGAAGUAGAUUUGCGUACAUGUGUCGAGGCUUGUUGUGAAAAAGGUAGAAACAAUACUUGCAAUGUGGUUUUUAUGUUUAAGCGCAAAUGCUACCAUGUGCGGUGUGUCAGCAACGAAGCCUGUUUGCCCAAGGAACGUAGAUCUUCAGCCGGACGCAUACAAAUGGUCUUGGUCAAUCCUGUAAGGGCCGAUGGCGAGAAAGAAAAAUUCUCAUGGUUGGAUUCCUUGAAGGCAUCGAAAGCCUUAAACGAAAUACUACCCUUUGAAGAGAGUGACGGAAAUGAAAAUAUAAAUUCACUUAAUUUCUGGAAACAACCUCACAAAUUACCAUACUACUCGCGGAGUGGCGAAACUGUUAUACCCAACAAUUACGACGAAGAUGAUUUCCCUUUGGCCGAAAAGAGAGUAAAGCAAUUGUUAAUGUCCUCACCUUUGGAUGAAAGUGAGGGUAUAUUACCGGAGGAUUUGGCCUAUUAUCGAGCAAACUUAUCACCUGAGUCAGCAGCUUUGACAAAAUUCUUAACCUGUAAUCUGGAUGGGAGCCCUGAAUCUGGUGGCAGCAGAUGUCCCCCAAACGAAGAAUGUAUUUCGGUUGAUUCAACAACAGGCAUUUGUAAAUGUGUUCGAGGUUUUAUACGCAAUCACCUGCGUGUAUGUGUACCAGAUUCUAUAGAUUAUAAUUUGCUGGAUGAAUCGGGAGGAGCGCACAAUAUAAUGAUGGCUUCGGCAUCUUCAAAUGAGGCCACGACAGUACAGAAACCGGAAUCUGAGCCAACACCCAAGACAGACGCUAAUAAAAAAUUAAUGGUUUCGGUUGUGUCGAAAGAAGUUCGUUUGCCCGAAAAGGAAGUUACAUUAGCUGCAUUUACUGUGCCCGACGAAGAGUCAAGCAGUACGAAAUACAAAUAUCUUUGGACACUAAUUAACCAACCCAAAAGCCCAAUGAAUGGCACUAUAUCUGACCAAAGUCAAUCAAAGGUGAAGUUAUCGAAUCUUUCCGAAGGCUUGUAUACCUUUAAGGUAACUGUGACGGGUGACAAUGGUACGUAUGGCGAAGCCAUGGCUAAUGUAACGGUCUUGCCCGAGAAACGCAUCAAUCGUGUUCCUCAAGUCAUUAUUACUCCCAGUGAACAGACUAUUAGACAACCCACGACUAACGCAAUUUUAGAUGGCAGUACAAGUACCGACGAUGAUAGGAUUGUUUUAUGGCAUUGGGAAGUAGUCUCUGGCCCCAUAGGAUAUCAACCUAAAUUACCCGAAGUUAAUACACUGCAGUUGACUGAUUUGACCUCACCCGGAAAUUACACAUUCAAAUUAACUGUUACCGAUACGGAUAAUGUUACCAACUCUACAACAGCAAAUAUAACGGUAUUGAAAGGAACUGACUAUCCUCCGGUAGCAAAUGCUGGCGAUGCAGUUAUACUGUAUUUGCCCAACAACAAUGUUACACUGAAUGGAACAGCCAGUUCCGAUGAUCAUGAAAUUGUAGCCUGGGAAUGGACCAAAGAUGCUAGUGAUGAAGCCAAAGCGGUAGACAUGCAAAAUACCAGAACUCCUUAUGUACAGUUGUCCAACUUGGAAGAGGGCAUGUAUACGUUUGUGUUGAAAGUUACAGAUGGAAGCGGACAAUCGAGUACGGCAAAAGUGCAUGUUUUUGUAAAGCCUCCAACUAAUUCACCACCUGUGGCUGUAGCUGGUGUCAACAUGACAAUAAACCUGCCAACCAAUUGGGUAACGUUGAAUGGAUCUGCAUCGACAGAUGACAUCGGCAUAAAAUCAUAUGAAUGGAAGGAAAUUUCUGGACCUAAUUCAGCCUCAAUUUUGAAAUCAAAUGAGACGGUGGCAAAUGCAACUGGUUUGACCCUCGGUAUAUACGAAUUCCAAUUGUCAGUAAUGGACGAAAGUAAUAAUACGGCUACAGACAGUAUUUGGGUAAAAGUGGUUCAAGAGAAAAAUUCACCACCUGUGGCCAAUGCUGGAGGAGACCAAAGUAUUACUCUACCAGUGUCGGCCAUAUAUUUCAAUGGAUCUUUGUCAUCGGAUGACUUGGGGGUGGUAAAAUAUCAGUGGACUCGAGAAGAUGCCAGUUUGGCGGCUGGACAAAUUGUGGGAACUACCGAUAGUAGUCCAGUCAUGAUUCUCACUAAUCUUGUUUCGGGCCGAUAUGUUUUCAAAUUGACUGUCAGUGAUGAACAAGGUUUGACCAGUUCAGAUACGGCUAGUGUUUUUGUUCACCCAGAUCCAAUGCUUUUGAAUUUAAUCCAACUUACAUUGCCAAUGAAUAUUUCAAUGCUGACACAUUCCUCUUUGAAUACGAUUGUGCAAAAAAUUGGUCUUCUAAUGGGUGAUAUGAAAGUGCAAGUUCGUGAUUUGCAACAUGAUUCUAGGACAAAUGCAGCCAUUUUGGUAUUCUAUGUGGAGACUGAAAAGGCUGGCAAAGCCACACCUGUCGAUGGCCUGACCAUAGAACGCCUAUUAAAAGAAAAACUGCAACGUGAUGCCUCUAUAUUGGGUACAGUGUUUGCUGAUGUUCGGACCGUGGUUUGUCAAAAUCCAUGUUCCGGUCAUGGUGUUUGUAAUUCAGAUACCCGUGCCUGCUUUUGUGAAGCCUUUUGGAUGCCUUCAUUUGGUUAUUUCUGGGGAAUUGAGGAAGCCAAUUGCGAUUGGUCUGUACUUUAUGUAUUUGUGGGUGUUAUUGUCACAUUAUUGAUGCUUUCGGCUUUAUUUUGGGGCAUUGCCAUAGCUUGUCGUCAAACUAAAAAGCCUCGUUCAAGACCAAAAGUUCAAAAAUAUUCUCUUAUUGGUACACAAGAUGAAGAAGCACCUAAUUAUUCUCGUACAUCCCUUACGGAUUCAGAUACGGACUCUGAUGUUCUAUUCGAAUCACGCUCUAAAUCGAAUGGAAUUUUACGUUUAAAUGGUGUAUCUAAAAACAAACAUAAUGGUCAUGAUCGCAGCAAAUACCCAGGGAAAUAUGGACGGAAAGUGAAGACGUAA